This is a messenger RNA of Aspergillus alliaceus, 7482 nucleotides long. Its product is annotated as type I polyketide synthase. The record is from RefSeq and is a predicted model, not a curated record. Gene Ontology annotation, molecular function: oxidoreductase activity; fatty acid synthase activity; phosphopantetheine binding. NCBI's taxonomy places the organism in Eukaryota, Fungi, Ascomycota, Eurotiomycetes, Eurotiales, Aspergillaceae. Gene Ontology annotation, biological process: fatty acid biosynthetic process; secondary metabolite biosynthetic process. The coding region runs from base 1 to 7482 and encodes 2493 amino acids. The transcript is spliced from 5 exons.
AUGAAUUCCGAGCAGAUUCGCCAGCAGUCAGUAGCUAUAGUUGGUAUAGCUUGCCGGCUGCCGGGGCAGGCCGCAAAUGUGGACAAACUAUGGGAACUCUUGUAUGAAGGACGUGCUACUUGGUCUCCUGUUCCCGAAACUCGCUUUCAUGAACAAGCCUUUUUUGACCCGGAUAGCAAGAGGAAUGGAGCAUUCCAUACUCGAGGAGGACAUUUCCUCCAAGAUGACAUCUCUCGCUUUGAUGCCCCAUUCUUUAACAUCAACCCCGCAGAAGCAAAGGGUGACCUAAGACAGGCCAUGGACCCUCAAAUGCGUCUGCUGUUAGAGUCCGCGUAUGAAGCAUUUGAAAACAGUGGCAUGACAUUAGAUCUGCUGCGAGGGACUGAUACGGCUGCCUACGUGGCGCUAUACAAUCGUGACUAUGAAAAGAUGCUCCUACGAGACUCCGAAGACCUCCCUUUCUACUAUCAGACCGGCAAUGGCGAGGCGAUGUAUGCCAAUCGACUAUCCUAUUUCUUCGAUCUUCAUGGACCCUCAUCCACUCUGGAUACUGGCUGUAGUGGUGGCAUGGUUGCAUUGCAUCAGGCUUGCGAAAGUAUCCGGCAUGGUGAAAGUACCCAAGCCAUUGUAGGAGCGUCUAACCUGAUCCUGGACCCAGCCAGUAUGAUAGGUCCUAGCUUCCUCCAGUUCUAUUCUUCUGAUGGUCGCAGUAAGGCAUUCGAUCAAUGUGCGGAUGGAUAUGGGCGAGGCGAGGGAGUCUGCACUUUGGUGCUGAAGCGCUUGUCAGCGGCAAUCGCAGAUGGCGACCCUAUUCGGGCUGUUAUAAAAAGUUCAGUCAUGAAUCAAGACGGGCGCACCACUGGAAUCACCGUGCCUAGUGGGGAGGCGCAAGAGUCACUAAUCCACGCUGCAUAUGUGGCGGCUGGACUGGAUCCGGCUGACACUAGCUAUGUUGAGGCUCACGGCGCGGGUACUGCAGUUGGAGAUCUCACUGAAAGUCAGUCCGUUGGGUCAGUCAUUGGAAAUGCUAGAAAAACAAAAGGGCGGGAACCAGUUGUAAUUGGCUCCAUUAAAGCCAACAUCGGCCAUCUAGAAAACGUUAGUGGCCUGGCGGCAGUGAUCAAGGCAGUGCUUGUGAUAGAGAAAGGAUGUAUCCCCAAAGCCGUGAAGUUUCAACAGCCCAGCCAGGAAAUUCAAUGGAAAAGUUGGAACUUGGAUCUCCCUACUCAAUUGCGAAGCUUAGACUCCUCUCAGGUGUCUUUGAAUAGCUUCGGGUAUGGUGGCACAAAUGUCCAUGUCAUCCUCGACAAAUUCCACGAGAAUGAAGAAAUAAAUGACUCCAUAACUGACAGGUCUCGAUCUCUUGUCUUUGCUCUGUCAGCUCGAUCCAGUAGCUCUGCCUACCUCGCAGCCGAGAUUUUACAGAAGUACUUGGAUAAAAUACAUUUAGACAGGGAGAACAACAGCAUUUUUCAUUCCUUGGCUCAUACCCUAUCCACUCGCCGUUCCAUUUUUCCCUGGAGAGCGGCGGUCGUGGCCAGCUCGGUGUCUCAGUUGCAUGAACGACUUGGCUCCAUCACAUAUUUACAUAAUAAGAAGAUGCCUAAGAUCGGGUUCGUUUUCACAGGUCAGGGAGCGCAGUGGGCUACGAUGGGAAGUGAGCUUUGGGAGAUCAAUGCUGUGUUUCGAAAUUCUAUUGCAGCGGCAGAGAAGUGUCUAACCGACCUAGGAGUUAACUGGAAGCUCACCGAUGAGCUAUGGAAGUCACCGGAUCAGUCCAGACUCAAUAGCGCGAUACUUGCACAACCGGCAUGCACAGCCAUCCAACUGGCAUUAGUUGAUCUGCUGGCCGCGUGGAACAUCUACCCUAGUGCCGUUACCGGCCACUCCAGUGGUGAGAUUGCGGCUGCCUAUGCCUGUAAGGCCAUUUCCUUCCGCGAUGCGAUACUGGUUGCAUAUGCGCGAGGCUGUGUGGCCGGUCAGAUCGCCGAGGAUAAGAGGUUCAAUGGUGCGAUGAUAGCUGUGGGCCUAGGACCGCAGGCUGUGGAAUCCUACCUUCACGCCUCCUCGGAAUCUGACGGUUUAGUCACGAUAGCUUGCAUCAAUAGCCCUGAGGCUGUCACAGUUUCCGGUGAUAAGGUCGCCGUGGACAUAUUAGAAGCAAAGCUGCACCAUGAUGGGGUCUUUGCUCGUCGACUACCUGUAGAUGUAGCCUACCAUUCAUACCAUAUGCUGCGGGUAGCGGAUAUGUAUCGCGACGCCCUCGCUACAAUGAAAGCGCCGCACUCCAACCCUGAUGUACCGUUCUACUCGAGCGUGACAGGUACGGCUCUUGACGGAACGAAAUUGGGACCACAGUAUUGGGUACAGAACCUUGUCUCACCGGUUCUAUUCUCGCCCGCGAUGGAUAAGUUGCUAUCUUCGGAAGCUCCUCAGAUGAUAGUAGAAAUUGGCCCACACGCAGCCUUGAAGGGCCCUAUCAAGCAGAUUUUUAAAGUGAAGGCAAUCAAAAUUCUCUACUUAUCAACCAUGGUCCGUCAUCAGCGCACCAGCCAAUGUCUGACCGAGCUCGCCUCCCAUCUUUUCACUCACGGCGCUCAAGUCAAUUUGGACAAGGUGAACCUCAUGUCGGGCUCGACUCGACACAGGGUCUGUCUUACUGACCUCCCUCCAUAUCCAUGGGACCAUUCAUCAUCCUUCUGGCACGAAAGCCGACUGAACAAGAACUAUAGGCAUCGAGCAGAUCCGGCGCAUGAGCUACUUGGAAUCCUCAGUCUGGAAUCGAGCUGGAUGGAACCUCGAUGGCGGAACUAUAUCAGCCUCUCCUCACAUUCGUGGUUGGCCGGGCAUCGAAUUCAUGACGAGGUAAUCUUCCCUGCUGCAGGGUUUAUGGUCAUGGCCAUGGAAGCGGCGUACAAGAUGGCAACUCAGCAGCUCCCUCAACAUAAGCGCAUGGGUAAUAUCGAAUUGAGCGAUGUCUCCAUCUGUGAAUCUCUGAUUAUACCCAACUCCGGAUCCAUUGAACUCAUAUUCGUCCUGCGACCAGCCAGUGACUUGCGCGGACGAGAUCUCGCGCGCCGGCAUGAGUUCGUAAUCAGUUCCUGCUCUGAUAAACGGAAUGUAGUAGAGCACUGUCGCGGAUUUGUGAAGAUUGACCUUGAUGACACGGAGCCACUGUUAGGUCUACUCGAACACCAGAUUGAUAUAGAGACACUGCCUCAAGUUCGGAUAGAAAGGUGGUAUGAUGAUUUGAAGCGAAUUGGCAUUGGGUAUACCGAUCAGUUCCGGGGAUUAGUCACCGCAUCAGCAGGACGUGGCUAUUCAAGCUCCACGCUCAGGCCCCAUGCCACAUUAGGCAAAUAUAGCGUCGGACUUCAUCCUGCAACAUUAGAUCUCUGCCUGCAAACCAUGCUCGCAGCAAUCGGAUCGACAGACGCCAUCCGGGGCCCCAUCUUACCGACGUACAUACAAGGUGCUUCCGUGAGGGUAGAUUGUCUGAAAAAUGCUUAUAGCAGAAUGCGGGUCUCUUCGAAAGUGAAGAAACUCGAUGGGAAUAAAUUCUAUGCCGACAUCGAGGGCUGUUCCUUUGAUGCAGAUCAGACCGGUCUCGUCAUGUCGCUGCGAGGCCUGCAAGCCGUAUCCCUAAAAAGCGUGUCCAAAAAAAUGGAUGAGACUGACCAGGUUAAAGCGUGUCAAAAGAUGUUUAUGAUGCUCGACCCAGAUCACCUGAACGACAGGAUGGUGGAUGAAAUUUGUAACGCAUCUCUCUCACCGGUCUCUGUCGCGUCCAUGUUAGCACAGUUCCGAGACGUGUGCCGCUAUUACGCUCAAGCAGCCGUUAAGGAGAUAUCGCAUGAAGAUGUGCAACGGAUGACACCCUAUCAGAUACAGUACUUGACAUGGCUACAGAGAGAAGCUAAACUGGGCGCAUAUGAUGUGUCGGCAAGCUUAGUAGACCAGGUUAACUCAUUAAAUGCAGAAGGGGAGAUGAUCUGUCGCGUGGGUAGUGGUCUGCCGUCUAUCCUCAAGGGGCUUCAGGAACCGCUGUCCUUGAUGAUGGAGGACAACCUUCUCUAUCGGCUCUACGAGGAUGACCAGAGUAUGCAACGCUCUGCUACACAAGCCGGAGAAUUUGCACGCAUGUUAGGGUUGAAAUCCCCGGGUCUGCGCAUCCUGGAGAUUGGCGGUGGCACGGGAUGCGCCACAUUGCCAAUCCUAGAGGCUCUGAGUCGGUCAGAACGAGAUUUAUUUUCUCAUUAUAGAUUUACCGAUGUGUCCUCUGGAUUUUUUGCCAAUGCACAUAAGAAACUGGAACAGUGGAAAGAACUCAUUCAAUAUCAGAAGUUGGAUAUUGAGCAGGAUCCCGCACAACAAGGGUUUGAGCCGUCGGACUACGACCUUGUGGUCGCGGCCAACGUUCUACAUGCUACCACCAAUAUUGAGAAGACCGUCCAGCACGUGCGUCAGUUGUUGAAAGAAGGAGGCAAGCUGUUGCUGCUCGAGAGCACAAGGCCAACAGUGCACCGUUCGUUUAUCUUUGGUUCGCUGCCAGGCUGGUGGUUGGGGGCCACCCAGCGUAACAAAGGCGGCCCUUUGCUAAGCGAGCAGGAGUGGAACGAGACUCUUCUGGGCCAAAGGUUUAGUGGGGUAGACGCAAUUCUGCAUUCAUAUCCGGCUCCGGAGGAUCAAAGUGAUAGCUUAAUCAUAUCAACUGCCUGCCCUGACGGUCCCCCGUACAUCGACGGAGCUCAACUGGCACUGACUUUGACUCAAGAACAGCUGUCCAAAACAGAGAAGAGCCUAGGCUACCGAGUCGCUCAGCGACUCUCUACCCUCAUGAUUUCCAGAGCUGUAGAAAUUCAUCCACUGGGAGACAACCGAUUACAGGAUCGAACGUGCAUCAUGUUGACCGAUCUCGAUGGGUCUAUGAUCGGUGAUCUUGACCCAGCAAAAUUGCAGGAUCUCAAGCACACAUUGAAGUUAGCGCGUGAGGUGAUUUGGGUGACUUGCGGUGCUAUGGAUCAGUGCAUAAAUCCCAUGCCAAGUUUGGUUUGGGGCCUAGCACGAGUGCUGCGACAUGAAAACCCCCACGUUCCGAUCAUUACCCUCGACCUUGACCCAGAGGACCUGCCACAGUCCCAAGAGAUGACGGCAACGCUUCGAAAUUUCAUUUACCGAUAUCUCCAGAGCCCAGAUAUGGGAAACAGGGAGUGGAUUGAACGCAGAGGGCAGUGGUAUGUUCCUCGAUUGAUUGAGGACGCAGCCACCACGCAAUUUGUUCGGUUCCACUCGUUGGCUCCACAGCUUAGUGCCUCUCAGUUAGAGUCUUUCCAUCAGCAAGGACGAGCACUAUCUCUGACGACUAAACAUACGGGAAGUCUCCAGGAUUUGACCUUCACAGAUGAUGAUGUUCUCGAGGCACCUCUCUCUGAGGCAGAAGUACUAGUGGAGGUCAAAGCAUCUGGUGUCAACUUCCGUGAUAUUAUGGUGUGCUUAGGCCAAAUGCCAGACGAAAAUGUUGGAGAGAUCGCUGGUGUAGUCACGAAGGUUGGCAGGGAUUCACGGCACGAGUUCUCCGAGGGAGAUAGGGUUUACACAUGGCACGUGCCUCGAUUUGCCAGCCACGUUCGAUGUCCAGCGUCGAGUGUACGUCGAAUUCCAAUCAGUGUCUCCUUUGAACAGGCCGCAUCAAUUCCCAUUACCUAUUGUACAGCGUAUCACUGUCUUGUAAAUGUGGCGCAACUACGUCCUGGAGAGAAGAUCUUGAUACAUUCCGGCGCCGGAGGUGUUGGUCAGGCCGCAAUUGCUCUCGCUCAACAUCUGGGAGCAACCGUGUUUACGACUGUUGGUUCGGAUGAAAAGAAGCAGGUCCUCAUAGAGCAGUAUGGGCUUUCUGAGUCUCGCAUCUUCUCUAGCCGGUCAAAUAGUUUCACCAGACGGAUUCAUGCAGUGACCGGCGGCCGGGGCGUCGACGUUGUUAUCAACGCUCUAGCCGGUUCUUUCUUGCAGAAGUCCUUGGAAGUAUUGGCCCCACUGGGCCGAUUUGUGGAAAUUGGCAAGAGCGAUUUUCUCGCUCACGCCCGGAUGGAUAUGAGUGCUUUUGCACGCUCGAUCUCAUUUUCUGCUGUCGAUCUCGUUCAGCUGGCGCGAGAAAAGCCGCAAUGCAUCGCAGAGGUCUUCACUGGUGUGCAUCAAAUGCUGGUAGAACAACAGAUCAAGCCAGCAUAUCCUCUCAGCGCUUUCCCAAUCUCGCAUCUUGAGGAGGUAUUUCGUAUGAUGCAGAAAGGGCAGCAUGUGGGUAAACUGGUCAUUACGCAUGGCCCCAAUGAUAUGGUCAACGUAUUGCCACGAAGCCCUCCUGUGGCUCGACUACGAUCAAACGUUACUUACCUCCUUGUCGGUGGGCAAGGUGGUCUUGGACGUGCACUUAGUAUUUGGAUGGCCAAGUGUGGCGCUCGGAGCAUUGUUUCUCUUUCCCCAUCGGGUGCUAGACGACCUCUUACGCGGGGUCUCAUUGAGGAGCUGGCACAGAUGGGAGUUCAACUCUUCUCCCGCUCUUGUGAUAUCGGAGACCGUAGCCAGUUGCAAGUUAUCCUCGCAGACUGUGCCAAACAUAUUCCUCCGAUACAUGGUAUCAUUCACGCUGGGCUCACACUCAAGAACACAACUUUUGAAAAUAUGACAUUUGAAGAUUUUCAGCAGGUGCUGCAACCAAAAGUGGCGGGCACUUAUAAUCUUCAUGAGUACUUCCAGGAUCAGCCGCUCGACUUCUUCCUCAUGCUCUCGUCCUAUGUCGGGCUGCUUGGCAGUACUGGGCAAGCCAAUUAUGCUGCGGCGUCUACCUUUCAAGACGCCUUUGCGCGUUGGCGAACGAGUCUCGGCAAACCGACAUACUCUCUCGAUCUCGGAACUAUGCUAGGGGCGGGAUCUCUUCAUGAGAAGCCUGAGGCGCUAGCCCAUUUCGAGAGGAUGGGGCUGGGAGGAAUCCCCCUCCCCGCACUCUUCGCUCUUGUUGGCUACGCAAUAUCAAAUCCCGUCUCUGACUAUUGUGACAGUCAGAUUGCCAUUGGAUGGGCGCCACCACCAACAUGGACUCGAGCCGAUUACGCUGCUUUGGAUCCCCUCGUCUCGCACCUCUCCCCACGCCUACCUCCAUCCAGCGACGACAAAGAAUCUCACGAAGUCUCUAUCGACGAGGCUCAAGACCGUCAGCCCCUCUCCACGGCCCUUUCCCGCUGCCAGACCCCAGAGGAACGAGCCUCUGCAAUUACUGUGGCUCUCGUCAAGCAAAUUGUGAACAUCCUCGGAGUCGCUACAGAAGAUGUGGAUCUUGGCAAACCGAUCGCGGCCCAUGGAGGGGAUUCGCUGGUGGCCAUCGAGUUCCGCAACUGGUUCCGCAAAGAGGUCGGGCACGGUUUCACCACUGAUCAGGUAUCGAAUCUGUUUUCUGUCCAACAACUGGCCGCUGAGGCUGCUGGAUGA